UUAUGUCACAAGACUUGGAGUAAACACCAGCCGACUUCCGUAGCUAGCCGCACACUCAGAGACGUUGGAUCCACAAACUUGUGUGAUUGUCAUUGUAUUUCAAGCCAGUAAAGGAAUUAUAUAACGCAGGAUGGCAGUCUGCCCACUUCUUGGACCAAAAUGCUCUGUGUAUUAUAUGGUCAUCAGCGUUUGGGGUGUCGUUAUGCUGGGCCUUAUGGGGGUCUUCUUCUACAUCCGGAGCCCCUCACUUUUUGAAGACGCCAACAUAAGCGAGAGCGAAUGGGAAAAGGAGAAAUUCAGCGCGGACUACGUGAAGGAUAAGUACGAAUCCCAGGCGUACAACUGUUGGAUUGCCGCCGGACUCUACGUGGCUGUCUUCAUUUUUUCCUUCAUUCAACAAAAACUGAAUUCCAGAGUGAACUAUGAAAUGUCGUAAUGAUUUCAGUGUCCUUUCAUUCAAUCUGUCUUCUUUUUGGUUUGUACACUCGUCUUCUAGAUUUCACUUCAUAGGUCGUACUUUUUUUGGUUUUGUUUUUGUUUGAUAAGCAAAAGCGUUACUGUAUGUGUGUUUGACACUUUACUCUGAUGGUGUUUGGUGCUUCCUUUUUUUUCUAAGAUAUGUACUUUCAGCGUUAAAAAAUUAUUUGGGGAGGGGGGGGGGGUGUAUCAAGCACAAAAUAUCUUUUUUUUUUAAUUUUCCUCAUCUGGUCAGCAUGAACGAAACGAUUCUGUGUGGAGUCAAGCGGAACAUAUUUCUUUCGUUCUUUUCAGUCCACAAAAAGAAUUGCGCAGAAGAAGAAGAAGAAAAAAUAAGAUCACUUCAUGUGAUGGUAAUUUAGGCAUUAAGAGAGAGGUAAAUAGCAGUACAAAGAAGUGACACAGUGUAACCAGUGACUCUGUACCUUUGGUGGUGUUCUCUAAGAAAUAUCCAUUGGCCCGUCCUUGGCAGUAGCACUGUGCAGUGAAAGACGAAAUAUUUUUACUGGCUUGUACUGCUUUUGAUAUAAUAUGUGUGUCUCUCUCUUUUUUUUUUUUUUUUUUUUUUAAUUCAGCAUUCCUUCUUCUCCAUUUAGAUGACAUUGUUGGGAACCCCUUACAUGGGUUUUCAGUUCUUCUUGGUCUGCUAUGGGAGCAGUGGUUGCCGUUCAGACUUCAGCUGUGAUUUAUGAUACAUAUUAUAAUACAUGUUAUUGUAGAUGUACAUGGUGAUAUAUAUGAAUAUAUUUUGUCUUUAUAUCGGAUGCAUGUAUGCAGAUUAAAAUUGUGACAUUUACAUUUCAUGGUUAAACUACCGUAGAAGUUUGUUUCUUUUGGGCUGCACUUCUGUUUUGUAGAUGUCCACAUAUCGUUAGUGCAUUUGGCUAUUUGUGUAUGGAGCAUAUCGGAUACUUUCCAGAAGAAGAAAACAAACUUUUUUUUUUAUUUGAUCUAGUCCAGUGGGCUGUUUAGCUUCUUGAUUUUUUACAAACAACAUUUAAGUUGAUUUGAAUUAUGGAUGCAAAGUAAAAUGUGCAAGCUGAUUUUUAAGAUUACAAUUGUGCUUAGGUGAAAUGCCUUAGGAGUUUUCAAACUUUGAUCCAUAUAUGCGGAUAGCAAACGACAUUGACGAUAUAUAUAUAUAUGUUUGUGUCUUCUGAAGAAUGUGUGUGUGUGUGUUUUGGGAGAACAGUGCUGAAUGAGUGCACCUUGGCUUUAGAUUGUGGUGAAUGUGAAUCAGUCAGUGAGAAAUGUGCAGCGAAAAGGCAGUUUGAGUUUGAUAAAUAGGCGUUUUGUUGAGUUUGCUCUAAGCAUUUAUUGUUCUGUAUAUUUUGUGGAUUUUUGUCAACUGUGGCUUAAGAUAAAAAUGCUAGUAGAAGUGCAUUUUCCUCUCGUAUCUCUUUAUCAGUCCUUUUCCCUCAGCCCAUUCUCUCUCUCUGUUAUUCUCUCUGGUCCUGUCCAUUCUGUUUCUCUCACUCUGACUUUCAGUAAAUUUUGGACUGAUCCGUUUGGUUUGAGUCUAACAUCAUAUUCUGUUGUUCAAGAGUCAAAAAGUUUCAGUGGGUAGGCUGAACUGCUAGCCUUUUAUUUGUAACAAAAAAGUAGCUCUGAUAAAGUAACAGUCUAGACAGGAGAUAAGACUAAGAGAUAUUUGCUUGCCGGUUUCACUGUCAAAAGUUUUCAAACUCUAAAUAUAUUUGAGUCAGCUUUAAACUUUAUAUGUGUCAUGUCAUCUCUUAAGACAGGAAUGUGUACAAUGUGAGUGUACUUUCUCAGUAAUGCUGUAUUUUAUUUAGUCAGUGUAUAUAGAACACCAUAGUCAGAACGUUUUUCAUGUCUUUGCACAAAUUGUGAUGUGCUGAGUGCAAGGAUGUCAUUGAAUUAAGUUUUUCUUUUUUUUUUUUUUUUUUCCAUUUUGAAUGUUGUAUCAUGGUGGUAUAAUAGCAUUCGUUCGUUCAUUUCCCUCCUCAAUAUUUUCAUUUUUCAUUGACCUGCACGGGAAAUUUAUCAUAAAUAUUCUAAUAAAUUGGAACAGCUUAAGUCGA
Aplysia californica (California sea hare) is the source of this 2522-nucleotide messenger RNA. Its product is annotated as ribonuclease kappa. NCBI's taxonomy places the organism in Eukaryota, Metazoa, Mollusca, Gastropoda, Aplysiida, Aplysiidae. Gene Ontology annotation, molecular function: RNA endonuclease activity. The transcript has 2 exons. The record is from RefSeq and is a predicted model, not a curated record. The coding region runs from base 131 to 436 and encodes 101 amino acids.